AUGGCGACGGCUGCUGGGCGCCUGGGGUCGUGCAUGGUCAGGUGGAAGCUGCGGCCGCUCUUGCCGCCGCUUGCCGGCUUCAUGCCGCGGCGAGCCCACUCGCUGUUGCCCGUGGAUGAUGCCAUCAACGGGCUGAGCGAAGAACAGAAACAGCUUCGUCACAACAUGAGUAAGUUCUUUCAGGAGCAUUUGGCUCCCAAAGCCCAGGAGAUUGAUCAGUGCAAUGAAUUCAAGAACCUUCGAGAGUUUUGGAAGCAAUUGGGGAACCUGGGAGUAUUGGGCAUCACAGCUCCUGUUCAGUAUGGUGGCUCCGGCCUGGGCUACCUGGAGCAUGUGCUGGUAAUGGAAGAGAUGUCUCGAGCUUCUGGAGCAGUGGGACUCAGUUAUGGUGCCCACUCCAAUCUCUGCAUCAAUCAGCUUGUGCGCAAUGGGAAUGAGGCCCAGAAGGAAAAAUAUCUCCCCAAGUUGAUCAGCGGUGAGUACAUUGGAGCCUUGGCCAUGAGUGAGCCCAAUGCAGGCUCUGAUGUUGUCUCCAUGAAGCUAAAAGCAGAGAAUAAAGGUGAUCACUACAUCCUGAAUGGCAACAAGUUCUGGAUUACCAAUGGCCCCGAUGCAGAUGUCCUUAUUGUUUAUGCCAAGACAGAUCUGGCUGCUGUGCCAGCUUCUCGGGGCAUCACAGCCUUCAUUGUGGAGAAGGGCAUGCCUGGCUUCAGCACCUCCAAGAAGCUGGACAAGCUGGGGAUGAGGGGCUCUAACACCUGUGAGCUAAUCUUUGAAGACUGCAAGGUUCCUGCUGCCAAUAUCCUAGGCCACCUGAGCAAGGGCGUGUACGUGCUGAUGAGUGGGCUGGACCUGGAGCGGCUGGUGCUGGCUGGUGGGCCGCUGGGGAUCAUGCAGGCUGUCCUCGACCACACCAUUCCCUACCUGCACGUGAGAGAAGCCUUUGGCCAGAAGAUUGGCCACUUUCAGUUGAUGCAGGGGAAGAUGGCCGACAUGUACACCCGCCUCAUGGCAAGUCGGCAGUAUGUCUACAAUGUGGCCAAGGCCUGUGACGAGGGCCACUGCACCCCCAAGGACUGUGCAGGCGUGAUCCUUUACGCAGCAGAGUGUGCCACAAAGGUUGCCCUGGACGGCAUCCAGUGUUUUGGUGGCAAUGGUUACAUCAACGACUUUCCCCUUGGCCGCUUUCUGCGAGAUGCCAAGCUGUAUGAGAUUGGAGCUGGGACCAGUGAAGUGAGGCGGCUGGUCAUUGGCAGAUCCUUCAAUGCAGACUUCCACUAGCCUGAGACCCUCACCCCUGAUCCCAGCACCUCGAGGCCUUUCUUUGGAAGUGGACUUGGCAGCUCUGCCACCCUGCCCAAGGCAGGCCCUGUUGCUCAGCUGCCCCUGCGUCAGCCCUCUGGGCUCUGUGUGAGGUUGAGUUCUCUACAAAGGCUGCCAGACACCAGGGGCCUCACAGCUGGGACUGACUGUCCCACCAGGAAGUGCUCUGAUUCGCCCAGGCAAAAAGCCUGGCUUUUCUGGGGACUGCUAGGAUAGGCUUUGAUGACUGUGCCUGCUCUCCAUGUUCUGACCC
This is a messenger RNA of Elephantulus edwardii (Cape elephant shrew), 1576 nucleotides long. RefSeq names its product isovaleryl-CoA dehydrogenase (gene IVD). Lineage: Eukaryota; Metazoa; Chordata; Mammalia; Macroscelidea; Macroscelididae. Gene Ontology annotation, cellular component: mitochondrion. The coding region runs from base 1 to 1281 and encodes 426 amino acids. Gene Ontology annotation, molecular function: 3-methylbutanoyl-CoA dehydrogenase activity; flavin adenine dinucleotide binding. Gene Ontology annotation, biological process: L-leucine catabolic process. The transcript is spliced from 12 exons. The record is from RefSeq and is a predicted model, not a curated record.